Messenger RNA from Cuscuta campestris, 1970 nucleotides. NCBI's taxonomy places the organism in Eukaryota, Viridiplantae, Streptophyta, Magnoliopsida, Solanales, Convolvulaceae. The record is from the annotation of a GenBank genome assembly.
CUUCCCUCUGAGGGAGUUAAUUCACCAAUCUACCUCCCCUGUUCGUAAUUCGUGUUGUCCACUCCAACUAACUCUCCUGCAUUAUGGCUAAGCUUUUGCUUCUUUCCCUCAUCGGUCUUCUUUCCGUAAUUGCCGCGGCGGCGGCAGUAGACAUGUCGUCUAUAAUAACUUACGGCGAGGAUCAUUCCGAGAAAGGACUGGCCGGUCGCACCGACGGCGAAGUCAUGGCUUUGUACGAGUCGUGGUUGGCCGAACACCGGAAGUCGUACUACGGUCUCGGCGGGGAGAAGGAGAAGAGGUUUCAGAUCUUUAAGGACAACUUAAGAUACAUCGACGAGCAGAACAGCCUGGUAGAUCGGCCGUACAAGCUCGGAUUGAACCGAUUCUCCGAUCUGACUAACGAGGAGUACCGGUCGACGUACCUCGGCGUCAACACCGAUGUUCGCCGGCGAUUUUCUAAGACGAAGAGCGAUCGGCGCUCUCCGAAGGUUGACUUUAGCUUGCCGGAGUCCGUUGACUGGAGGGAGAAAGGAGCGGUUUCGGAAGUCAAAGAUCAGGGAAGUUGUGGGAGUUGUUGGGCAUUCUCAGCCAUUGCUGCAGUGGAAGGCAUAAACCAGAUUGUGACUGGGGAUUUGAUCUCAUUAUCAGAACAGGAGCUUGUGGACUGCGACACUUCAUACAACGAAGGGUGCAAUGGCGGCCUGAUGGACUACGCCUUUGAGUUCAUGAUUAAGAAUGGUGGCAUUGAUACCGAGGCUGAUUAUCCCUACACUGGUUUUGACGGAAGAUGCGACCAAACAAGGAAAAAUGCGAAUGUGGUUUCGAUCGAUGGGUAUGUGGAUGUUACUUCUUACAACGAGAAGGCACUACAAGAGGCAGUGGCGGGGCAACCAGUUAGUGUCGCCAUUGAAGCUGGAGGCCGUGACUUCCAGCUCUAUUCUUCGGGCAUAUUCACUGGAUCUUGUGGGACAGAUGUGGACCACGGUGUGACUGUUGUUGGAUAUGGUGCCGAAAAUGGUGUUGAAUAUUGGAUAGUUAAGAACUCGUGGGGCGCAUUCUGGGGAGAAAGUGGCUAUCUGAGGAUGCAACGUAACGUGAAGGACUCAAACGGUUUAUGUGGUAUCGCGAUAGAACCUUCCUACCCUACAAAGAAUGGGGCAAAUCCUCCAAACCCUGGUCCCUCCCCUCCGUCCCCUGUUCAACCCCCUAACCUAUGUGAUGAAUACACCGAGUGCUCAUCUGGCACAACUUGCUGCUGCGUCUUUCCAUUUGGUAACUACUGCUUUGCUUGGGGAUGCUGUCCUCUAGAGAGUGCCACUUGUUGCGAGGACCACUACAGUUGCUGCCCUCACGACUACCCCAUAUGCCAUGUUAUACAAGGCACCUGCUCAAUGAGCAAAGAUAACCCGCUUGGAGUGAAGGCGAUGAGACGCAUCCCUGCAAAGCGGAUUAGAAACAACAGAAUGAAAACGGCGAGUUCUUGAAUACUCCCUCCCUGUCUUGGGAGUUUCAAGAGGGUGGAAUGAACAAGGCGAAGGCAGGACAGGGGAAGGGAUUCUACUUUUAAGUCCCUAUCUUGAUACACUGAAUCCCAGAGAUCAUUCCAUAGCUUGAAGAACUCGUACGCAAGGGGCUCCAUUGAUGGCGAUCAUCAUCAUCAUCAUUAUCAUUGUAUAUAUGCUGCUGUUAUAUAUCCCUGGCAUUAUAUUUUAAAAGACAGGACUCUGAAUGGGCAGGUCAUUGUUUGGUAGUCGUCUGAUUACUAUGAUGCACUGCCGCUACAUAAAUAUGUUAGUGUAUUGUUCCGGCAUCCAAACGCUGCUGCUUGUACUUUGUAUGUAUACUAACAAUAAUGCAUAUACUGUAAUAAUUUCAAGAACCUGUGUCACUAUCUUAAUUAUCUUUUGCCUUUUUAAGGCGUUCAGUCACACCACUAUUACUCCCAACUUUGAGCCCUAUAUAUAAGCAUU